UCGUAAUCUCUCUUCGAGCAGUGGAAAUGGAUCUGUACUAUACGAUUGUCUCACCGCCCUCGCGGUCGGUAAUUCUUCUGGCGCGAUAUCUCGACAUCUCACUGAACCUUAAAGAUUUAAAGCUCGCUACGGGUGAGCAUCUGUCCGAAUGGUUCCUGAAGAUAAACCCUCAGCACUGCGUGCCGACGCUGGUGACUGAGGAAGGCGUACCACUGUGGGAGAGCAACGCAAUUAUGGUCUAUCUGGCGGAUCGUUUCGAUAAGGAGGCGAAAGUUUAUCCGAAGGAUCCUCUGAAGCGGGCGGUGGUCAACCAGCGACUCUGUUUCGAUCUGACAACACUGUACAAGAACGUCAGUGGCUAUUAUGGACCGAUUGUGAUGCGUGGUGCAACUCCGGAUGAAAAUUUAUACAAGCAGGUGGAGCAGGCGUUCGGAUAUUUGGAGGGAUUCUUGGCGAAAAGUAAGUUCGCCGCUGGCGAUCAGAUUACGGUGGCGGAUUUUGCUCUCAUCACCUCAGUGUCGAUGGCAGCCGCGAUGAAGUUCGACUUGACCAAGUACCCGAACGUUGAACGGUGGACAAAGCUUUGCGUAAGUACGAUGACCGGUUACGAGGAUGUUUCCAAUCAGGCUAAAGCCGCCUGGAAGGCGUUUAUGGAAAGCAAGCAGAGCAAGUGAGCUGUCUACUAUGCACCUGUUUAUCGUAUUAUUAAUGUACAUCGUCAGCAAACAUUGAAUUCAAUAAACGUGAUUGAU
Wyeomyia smithii (pitcher-plant mosquito) is the source of this 752-nucleotide messenger RNA. RefSeq names its product glutathione S-transferase 1-like. The transcript has a single exon. NCBI's taxonomy places the organism in Eukaryota, Metazoa, Arthropoda, Insecta, Diptera, Culicidae. The coding region runs from base 27 to 674 and encodes 215 amino acids. The record is from RefSeq and is a predicted model, not a curated record. Gene Ontology annotation, molecular function: glutathione transferase activity. Gene Ontology annotation, biological process: glutathione metabolic process.